CAGAAAUCUCUUGGGAAUUCACGCAUGGCGACUUCUAAGGUUGUUACUGCGAUUACAGAUCUGCCUUAUCAGUCUUCUUCUUCUUCCUGUUCUCUUUCUUCAACUCUUGCUGAUCUCUCCAAGAUCUCUCCUUCCAUGAGUAUGGAUGAUCUCCUCAAGCUCAUUAACCCUCCCUUUGAACCUGAACCUGGUUCGGCUGCCAAUGCUCAAUCUGGUGCUGUUGGUUCGAUUCCUCGGCAGGGGAGCUUGACGCUUCCGAGGGAAUUGGCCGCCAGGUCGGUGGAUGAGGUGUGGAAGGAGAUGGUGGAGAGGAGUGAUCAGAUGCUGGUGGGCUCAGGGGUGGUGGGUCGAGAGGAGCAGACUGCUCUGGAGGAUUUCUUGAUCAAGGCUGGAGCUGUCAGAGAGGAGGACGUCAGAGGCGUUCCUGCUGUUGCGGUGGGUGCCGACGGAGGGAGCCACUGGGCAGACGCAGCGGCGUUCGAUGGUGUUGGUGAUGGUGGUGCUGGAUUCGCAGCGCCCUCAGUGCCGGCGUUUGAAAAAGUAAUUGAGGGGCCGGUGGUCGGGGGAGUAGCUGCAGAAUCAUCGAGAAGGGGAAAGAGGAGGGUUCAAGAGGCACCCAUAGACAGGGCCUCGCUUCAGAAACAGAGAAGGAUGAUAAAAAACAGAGAGUCCGCAGCUAGGUCCAGAGAACGCAAGCAGGCUUACACAUCUGAGUUAGAGGCUAUGGUAGCACAACUGGAGAAAGAGAACGCGCAGCUAAGAGCGGCUGAGGUUGAGAGAAACAAUGAGAGGUUCAGGCAGCUCAUGGAGUUCCUGCUUCCAGUUAUGGAGAAGGGCAGCGCUAGGCCUCGGAUCAUGCAUCGGAGGGUGAGUUCAGCUCAGUGGUGAUGCUGUCUGUUGUUUUCAGGGCCAUCUGUAGAUAGUAAUCAGAAAGAGCAGGAUAGAUAGAGCUUUAGAGGCAAAAUAGAAAAAAGUAUGAAACAAGGGGGAAGAAGUUUCAGGUUUUUCAGAAUACCUUAGCUCAAGUUACAUAUAUAAUAUAUACAUAUACAUAUACAUAUAUAUAUCUUGUAGGAUCAGUUGGGGUUUAUGUUGUAUAGAGAAAAUAGCAUCAGCAGAGCAAUUCAAAGUGAUUUGAUUUAAACUGUGAAGGUAGAUAUAUACUUUAGUCGACAUGGAUCCUUUGCUUAUAGAAGAUCUUUGAUUCUGCUGGGUUUUAGGAAGAAGGGCCUCAUGAAAGUUGUAAUAGGGACUAAUUAAGAAGAGUAUAUAGUUUUAGCCACCAUAGUAUUCUGCUUCUUCUUUAUUUUUUUAAUCAGUAUUCUGCCUCUUGAAUUUAUUAUGUACGUAUAUAAAAAUUUAAUGUCUUAAAUUAUACAGACUUUGAUUUGCUCCUUUCCUUCA
Neltuma alba is the source of this 1404-nucleotide messenger RNA. Its product is annotated as ABSCISIC ACID-INSENSITIVE 5-like protein 7. NCBI's taxonomy places the organism in Eukaryota, Viridiplantae, Streptophyta, Magnoliopsida, Fabales, Fabaceae. Gene Ontology annotation, biological process: positive regulation of DNA-templated transcription. Gene Ontology annotation, cellular component: nucleus. Bases 25 to 888 code for a protein of 287 amino acids. Gene Ontology annotation, molecular function: DNA-binding transcription factor activity. The transcript has 4 exons. The record is from RefSeq and is a predicted model, not a curated record.